This is a messenger RNA of Canariomyces notabilis, 2370 nucleotides long. RefSeq names its product glycoside hydrolase family 3 protein. The record is from RefSeq and is a predicted model, not a curated record. Bases 1 to 2370 code for a protein of 789 amino acids. Gene Ontology annotation, molecular function: xylan 1,4-beta-xylosidase activity; alpha-L-arabinofuranosidase activity. The transcript has 2 exons. Gene Ontology annotation, cellular component: plant-type cell wall. Gene Ontology annotation, biological process: xylan catabolic process; arabinan catabolic process. Lineage: Eukaryota; Fungi; Ascomycota; Sordariomycetes; Sordariales; Chaetomiaceae.
AUGUCCCCUUCCGCAGACCUGCGCCGGGGCAGUAGGUUGGAGGGAUCGUGUGUGCACGGGGGAGUGCUCCCCGACUGCACCAAGCCGCCUCUCAGUCUGAACAAGAUAUGCGAUCGCAACGCGACCCCCCGCGAACGGGCCACUGCCUUUGUCGAGGCCAUGCAGAUCGAAGAGAAGCUGGCCAACCUUGUCAGUAAAUCACCGGGGGUUCCCCGUCUCGGCUUCCCAGCGUACAACUGGUGGAGUGAGGCCCUCCAUGGCGUGGCCGGCGCCCCGGGUAUCAGAUUUGAUGCGCCCUUCGACUACGCCACCUCGUUUCCGAUGCCGCUUCUUAUGGCGGCUGCAUUCGAUGACGAUCUCAUCGAAAAGAUUGCUGUUAUCAUCGGCAUCGAGGCGAGAGCCUUUGGCAACAACAACCGCUCCGGCAUCGACUACUGGACCCCGGACGUGAACCCCUACCGAGACCCGCGAUGGGGUCGCGGCUCCGAGACGCCGGGCGAGGACGUCCUACGCAUCAAGGGCUACACUAAGCAUCUCCUGCGAGGUCUCGAGGGCACCGGUAAGCAGCGGCGCAUCAUUGCCACGUGCAAACAUUACGCCGGCUACGACAUGGAGGCAUGGGGCGGCGUCACACGCCACGACUUUGACGCGCGCAUCACGCCGCAGGAGCUAGCCGAGUACUACAUGCAGCCAUUCCAGCAGUGCGCGCGCGACUCCAACGUUGGCUCCAUCAUGUGCGCCUACAACAGGGUCAAUGGCGUGCCGGCCUGCGCCAGCGACUACCUGCUCAACACCAUCCUCCGCAAGCACUGGGGCUGGACCGAGAGCAACAACUACAUCACCAGCGACUGCGAGGCCGUGGCCGACGUGGCUCUUAACCACAAGUACUCACCCACUCUGGCGGCGGGCACGGCUGAGUGCUUCAACAAUGGCAUGGACUCCAGCUGCGAGUAUGAGGGCUCCUCAGACAUUCCCGGGGCGUGGAGCAGCGGAGCACUGAACGAGACGACUGUCGACAGGGCGUUAGUCCGUCUUUUUGAGGGUCUUGUGCGGGGCGGCUAUUUUGACGGCAAGCAUGCCGAGUACUACUCGCUGGGUCGGGCUGACGUCGACACGGCGCCGGCCAGGCAGUUGGCGCUCCAGUCUGCAGUGGACGGCAUUGUGAUGCUCAAGAACGACGGCACCCUGCCGCUGCCUCUCGAGUCAGGCUCCAAGGUGGCCAUGGUUGGAUUCUGGGCCAACGACGGUCCCAAGUUGAAGGGUAUCUACAGCGGUCCCUCGCCAUUCCUGCACACCCCCGUCGACGCGGCCAAGGAGGCCGGCUACAACAUCGCUUACGCUCAGGGUCCUAUCCUGCAGGACAAUGCCGCAAAGGACAACUGGAGCGAGAACGCCCUGGCCGCAGCCGAAAAGUCCGACUACAUCCUCUACUUUGGUGGCAUCGACACGACGGCCGUUGCCGAGACGGUUGAUCGCACCUCGAUCGCCUGGCCCGAGGCCCAAGUCACCCUGAUCAAGAAGCUGGCGGGCUUGGGCAAGCCGCUCGUCAUUAUCCAAAUGGGCGAUCAGCUCGACAACUCGGAGCUCCUCAAGCUGGGCAACGUCAACUCAAUUCUCUGGGCAAACUGGCCCGGCCAAGACGGCGGGCCAGCCGUCAUGUCCAUUGUCAACGGCACCAAGUCGCCAGCCGGCCGUCUGCCCGUGACCCAGUACCCAGCCAGCUACACCAAGCAGGUGGCCAUGACCGACAUGAACCUCCGUCCGGACGGCGCCAACAACCCGGGGCGCACAUACAAAUGGUACCCGCACGCGGUGCAACCAUUCGGCUUUGGCCUUCAUUACACCACCUUUGAGCCCACCUUUGCCGACACCGAGGGCAAAGGCAAGGGCAAGGGCAAGGGCAAGGGGAAAGGCAAGGACUCCGACGACAAAGCCAAACCCACAACCCUCAGACUCUCCAUCCAAUCCCUUCUCGCGCAGUGCAAGAACAAGCACAAAGACACGUGCCCAUUACCCCCGAUCACCGUCAGCGUAACCAACACCGGCAAGUCUCACACGUCAGAUUACGUCGCACUGGCGUUUGUCUCUUCCUCAGCCGGUCCAAAGCCGCACCCGAUCAAGAGCCUGGCUGCGUACGGCCGGCUGCGGGACAUUGCGCCGGGGAAGACGGCAACUAAGAACUUGGAGUGGACGCUCGCGAGUCUGGUCAGGCAUGAUAAAAGUGGGAAUGCGGUUCUGUAUGCGGGGAGGUAUGAGCUUUUGUUAGAUACGGACUCGGACAUGGAGCCGGCGAGGGGUAGGGAUAGGAUGGUUGUUGAGUUGGAGGGGAGGGAUGAGGUGCUGGAUUGGUGGCCGCAGCAGCCGGAGUGA